GUUGAAAUGGAAAUUUAGAACAGUCUGUUGUUUGAGCUACUAUCACGAAGUUCGAACACUUGAGCUUUAUUUUCAAAAGACUUCAGAUUAUUAGGGCAUAAAAUAGAAUAAAUAAAAGUUCCAACAUGCAGCCGAUUUUGGUUUUAUUCGUUGCAUUAGCGGUAUUUUGUGAAAAUGCAUUUGGAGUGAAUUUUCCAACUGACAUUCUGAAAUGUAAAAAGGGUGAUACGGAUUGUAUAGUAAAAUCAGCAAAUAAAGUGCUGCAAAGUUAUGGUGCGGAAGGUGCUCGAGCAAUCAAUCUGUUACCACUGGAUCCCUUAUUGAUCCCACGUAUUUACAUAAAACAAGGUGCAGAAAGCCCAGUGAACGUUGAAUUAAUUUAUACAAAUAAUACCUUGAAUGGAAUUAAAAAUUGUGAAUUUUUUGGAAUAAAGGGUUUUGAUGAAAACAUAGAAGGGAAUUAUGAAAUACGAGCAAAAGGACCAAUUGUGUCACUCCUAGGACCCUAUUCAAUUAACGGCAAAAUUCUGGUUCUUCCGAUUCAAGGCGAGGGCCAAAGUAAUAUCACAAUAAUGAAUCCGGAAAUGUUAGUCAAAUUCAAUGGCAAAAAAAUUGAAAAGAAUGGAAAAAUCUACAUGAAACCAGAUAAUACAAGAUUAACAUUCACAACUACUCGAAUUUAUAUGCGAUUAGAAAACCUCUAUAACGGAGAUAAGGUGCUUGGAGAAAGUACGAAUACAUUUUUGAAUGAGAACUGGAACGAAGUUUUUCCAGAAAUCAGAAAGUCCGUGUUCGAUGCAUUAUCACAAAUUGUCGAAUCAUACAUGACAAAUGUUUUCACAAAAAUUCCAUACAACGAACUGUUCGCUGAGGGUAAAUAGACGCAUAAUGCGCAUUCGAUAACAAAAUUUGUAUUGAAUUGGGGUUGACCUAUUGGUAAUAGAAUUCGUCUCAUUGUGGUUGUAAAUGUUUUAAAAUUAACAAUAAAUAGUACCAAAUGCCUGUGGUUUAUAUUAUGAAUUAA
This is a messenger RNA of Contarinia nasturtii (swede midge), 1024 nucleotides long. Its product is annotated as protein takeout-like. Bases 126 to 881 code for a protein of 251 amino acids. Lineage: Eukaryota; Metazoa; Arthropoda; Insecta; Diptera; Cecidomyiidae. The transcript has 5 exons. The record is from RefSeq and is a predicted model, not a curated record.